UGCUGAAUAAUAAUAUCGUGAAAUCUUUGUUUACUUCUCGACUAGUCUAAUCUCGUGCAAGUGUUUUUGUUAUUGUAAAAAUUUUAUCCGGAAAUAUUUUGAAUACUGUUUUUAAUAUCAAUUUGAGUGAAUUCUGUGAGACUUGUUAUUGAGUUGAAACGUUUUCAAUCCUGUGUGUAUUAACAAUCUAUAUUGCUCUAAAUAGCUACAAUAUCAAAAGUCAUUGUGAAUAAUUAAUUGGAUUUUAUUUAGUGUUGUGUUCUUAGGUUGUGUUUUCCAUUAUGUAAUUGAAAGAUGAAAUUGACCCAGAUAAAUCAUUUCAUAACAGUGUGCAAUGGUGACAUAUAAUAUAUUUGUUAUAUACAAUCAAAAUAAAUAAACAUUGUAAACGACACGUGGGCCUCAGUGAAUUAAAAUCGAUAAAGACGUAAGCGUGCGCCUGUGUAUCAACGAGACGAUUCUACGUCAAGGUCAACCUACAUAAACACGUGCAAUGUCGGAUUCUAUUUACACUCAUGACUUUCUUUUAGAGUCCAGUUUUGAUAUAAAGCAGGAAUCGCCCUUCGAAUUGGGCACGAUGUCCGCUUCUGUACCAAUACCACAGAGGCGUACCGAUUUUGGUGACUUGAACUCUGAUUUCGAUCUUUGUUUACCCGACACACAAGUAGGUUCCUUCCACAGUGUUCCCACUUACAAUAAGCUGUCUUUCGAUGCGGAGAAUUCUAAAAUUGAACCGUUUAAAAUGGAGGACGAUGAUAUAUUUCAAGUUGACAAAGCUGAUUUAAUAUUGGGGCCGACACUGGCGGAGUUAAACGCAAACCCAGAUACAUCAUUGGAUGAUUUGGACUUUGCCGAUCUGUUGAUGCCAGAAGAGAGUGAAUAUUGUAUACAAAUUGGUGGUGCGAUGAGUGGUUCCAGGCGGGUUGCAAAUACUUUACAGACUGCUCCACUAGCUUCCGAGAGUCCCUGUAGUCCAUACAGUCGAGCUCAGCUAGCAUUCUCUCCGUCAAGCCAGCAUAGCUCUGCUUCAUCCAGUUUCGCACAGCCAAUGAACCAAUUACCGGAAAUGUUACUGCGAAUGGAUGGUUAUAGUGGGGAAAUAGCUUUAGGACAGUCUGUCCCUGCAUCUUCAGUACUACCACCCUUUCCUACUAGUGUAAAGUCACAACCAGCGCAAUUGUCAUCAUCGGCUCCAACACAUUUAACUAUGGAACAGAUAUGGCAACGUCGUGAGCCUCGUAAGCACUUACUGUCCACGAGCUCUCUCGCUGAAGCAGGAUCAGUUUCCUCGCUAUCAGGAGGUCUGUUAAGCCCUGGAACGGGAGACUUUUCACAGGAUGAAGAUGAUAGAGAUAUUGAAUCAGACGAAGAUAGUGACCGAUACGAGGAUCUGUCUUCUGAUGAAUCAAAUGACGAAAGUCCAGAGAAAAAAGAAGCCCGACACAACGCUAAAAAGGAAAGGUAUUUCUGGCAGUACAAUGUACAAGCCAAAGGGCCCAAAGGACAACGACUGGUAUUGAAGAAGAAAUCGGAAGACCCUCAUGUUUUGAAUUCUGUCACCGAUCCAGUUUUUAGUCCAAACUGUAAUGUUAAAGGCAUAAAACACAGUGGAAAAGCAAGGAAAGGCGAUGGCAACGAUCUCACACCAAAUCCAAGGAAGCUUUAUCUUAUUGGAUUGGAAUUGGACAAUUUGGGUAAAGUGAUAAACGAUAUGAUACCUGUCAGCGAGUUACCGUUCAAUGUGAGACCAAAAACGAGAAAGGAGAAAAACAAACUAGCCUCCCGCGCUUGUCGGUUAAAGAAAAAGGCCCAACAUGAAGCUAAUAAAUUGAAACUCUAUGGGUUACAACAGGAACACAAGCGUCUCAUAAAUGGUAUACAUCAAAUGAAGCAAAUAAUAGGCAAUCGAGUGACGAACCCCGACAACAAUGUUGAAUGGACGUCACAUCUUAAUAAUAUUGUUAGCACGGCUACAGAAGUGAAAAUAGCCGGCAAAACAUCGGAAUUCGUCAACAAAAUAUUGGAAAACGUAAAAUCCGGACAGAAUAAUGGCGGGCUGAACGAAAUAUAACUCGCAAACAUUGUACAAGAUUGCAAAACGAAAGGCUGUUUUAUGUACCUCCAAAGUUAUUUAGAAGAAAAUUAUGUCAUAUGAAAGCUUAAUUGUCCAAGACAAUGUUUAUUUUUGUAUGAACGAAUUCAAUGUUUUAGUCAUUAGAGCUUCGAAAGGCAACUAAGGUAAUGGUAACUCAUCAUUUUUAUCUUUUGCCAUAUAUAUUAGGUAUUUAUAAGUACAUAUGUAGAAAGUAUUGAUCGUUACAAACCAAAUAGUGGUUUUAAGUAAACGUUAGUUAGUUUUGGUUAUGGUUUUAUAGUUUUAUUUAACUUAUGGUUUUAAUGUUAUAUACCAAUGGGUAGACAAUCUAACAAUCUGCUUUUGAAUCUUAAUAUAAUCAUAUUAAAUGAAGUUGUAGAAAGUUUGAGAUGCAAUCGUUAAAUACUCGACUACACUUAACUUUUAAGUUAUCGGAUAGUGUGACAUUUUGUCAUAUUAAUUACAUACGAAAACUAAGUAGAAUUUGAGUAUUUGAAACCUAUUUAAAAUAGUUUUAUAACUUAUAAUAUCUCUCUUCUAUCUAAAUCUUAUAUAUUUUGAUGGCAGACAUGAUUUUAUAUUUAUAAUUGUUUAUUGUUAUAUAAUAUACAUAUAUACUAUUGGCUUCAAAAGUGAGAAAGAUGUUCUAAUUAACUCAUGUGCACUAAUGGCAUUUGUGUAGGUAAUUAUAAUAAUGUGACAAAAUUACAUUAAUUUUACUAUAUUGGUAACUUGCUAGUCUUCUUUUUAUAAAAAAUUCAAAAUUUAACAGUUAUUACUAUUCAAAAAGAAGAUAAUUCAAACAAACCAAAAACAAUAAUCAGCCAAUGCAGCCAAUCUAAAGUCAUAAAUGGUGUAGCUUUCUUUUAUUUAUAUAUAAGAUAGAUAUUUAGAAUGCUAUAUGUUAUUUUAAAAUGAACAUAAUAAUAUGUGGGUAACACUAAAUAUCAUGCACCAUGGCCUAACGAUAAUGUACUUACUUAAUUGAGAAAUACUACAUUAUACCAUAUUUCAAAAAAUUUCUUAUUUUAUAGAAUACAGAUAUUUUUAAGCUAUUGCAUAGCUUCUAUCGCGGGCCUUGAGCGCGGGGACCGAAUCCAGAAAUUCCGUACGAAAAAAAACCUCUCGCUCCCCACUCCGACGGGCACGGAGUACGGACUGCUAUAGAUGUUAUAGCAUGCCUUCAAGCCACACCAUAUUGUAUACAAUUUCUUUACCGCGGCAGUCCCCGAGUGCCACACGUCUUUUUUUUUUAUUUGAAACACAAGUAAAGAUUUGACUUCAGAAUUUCGAUUAUCUUCAAUAAAACACCCUGGCAUGAUUUUCAGUGUGACCCAUGUUUAUUUUUAAUGUGGUGCCAAAUAACAACCUGACAUAUUGAUUUAAAUAAUAACAUAUAUCUGAAAAUAUUAUAAACACAUACUUAUAUUAUUAUCUAUAACACACUUAACAAUAGAAAGAAAUAUUAUAUUAUAUUUUCAUAUAACUUAUUAAACCUGUAUGACAGGGUCAUUUUAUAUCAAACAGUACAAACAUACUACAUACAUAUUGUAUAGGUACAUAAUAAUAUGUUAAAGCGAUGAAUAUAAAUUAUACAUUUUAUUAUUUAAUACUCUUAUUUACAUUUUUACAACACAUAAAAAAAGUUAUUUUUUACCAUCUGUUUUAAUGUGCAAAUUGUCACUUUUAUCGGCAAAAUUAACCACGGAUAAAAAUUACCACAUAUUAUGUUUCAAAAAUAUAUUGAAAGAUAAAGUUUGACUAGACGUUAUUUUAGGUACCUAUUAACUGUGAUCAAAUUAAUGUAUGAUUUAUUAUAUAACUUGCCAUUAAAGCCAUUAUAAUGUAACUUUUUAUUUGAUAUACGAGUUCUCAAAAAUUAAUAGGACCAAUGAAUAAGUAUAAAAGAUAACAUAGAUGUUAUCUAAUAAUGUCUCUUUUCUUCUUGUUAAAAUACUAGCUUUUUGGAAUAAUUAUAUUCCGUUUCAAUGAUAAGUAAAAGCUAUUUUUUAUAUUAUGCAUUUGUAAUUUGAACUCUUCAUUUCACAAAAUUUUUUCAUGCAUAUCUUCAGUAGGUACUUAGAGGCCGAAAAGAUGUUUGUCUUAUGCAUAGAUGCGGCACAUAUUUUAUGAUAAAAAUUAUUCAUCUAAAUUAGUUUUAUAUUGAUGAUGCGUCUGAGAGUAUGUGGUUAAUAAUAUAAAGUAACAGAGAGUAAAUACUAAAUAUAUUUUGUCGUAUAUAAAGAUAGAUUUUAAAAUUAUAUUUCAUUAUUUGUAAAAUAGAAUUUACUAUUAUUAAACAUAUUAAAUUUAAUAAAUUUUAAUAUAAAACCUGCAAUAUAGAUAAAGUGCAAAUUUUAUGUAGUUUAACAUUAAUUGACUUCUAUUUUUAUCUAGAUUAUAAGAUUAUAGAUGUAUCAAUAAGUUUAUAAACCCUGUUAGAAGUUAUUGGAAAAUGGCGGUAAUUUUGAUAAGUCACUUGAUUAGUAUUGCCAGAAUCAGUUCCAUUAUAUUUUUUUUGAUUGGCAGGGAAAACUUGUGACCUAGUGAUGCAUUAAGAAAAUAAAACUACGUAUAAUCACAAUAUACAGAUACGUACAGUAGGGAAACUUCAUACAAACGUUCGAAAUGGCUCACGCACACAAGAAAGCGUAUUUACGAGAAUCGCAAGGGUAUUAUGACAAUUGACGGAUAAUUUAUGAAUACCCUUGCGAUUCUCGUAAAUACGCUUGCUUGUGUGCGUGAGCCAUUUCGAACGUUUGUAUGAAGUUUCACUACUGGUUGUAUCUAUAUAUUGUGGUAUAGUGCGGGUUUUAUUCUUUUGGCUAUUGUAUAAAAAAUGAACACUUGCUGCAAGUUUGAAAAUAUUAUACCUAUUUCACGUUCGACAUAUGGAAUAUUAACUGCAUUUAUGCAAAACAUAUUCAUAUUUUAUGACUAACUUAUACAUAUUUAUACAAUUAAUAUGUCUUGAGUCAACUCAAGUAAACGAAAAAAAUUACCAGUAUCGUUUUAUAGCUUAGAACGGGUUUUAAGUAAAUUGAAUGAAAAAAAAAAAGAAUUUGAAAAAAAUAUAUCUAAGUAUAUUUAAGUUAACAAGUAGUCAUAUUAAUCUUAAAGAUUUGUGUGUGAUACUAUAAGUGUUAUGAUAUUUUACAAUGUAAAUUAUAAUUAUGUAUAUAAUUUGUAAUGUUUUAAACGUUGUUUUUAGUUACUCGAUUAACUCAAAUAAGUUAUUUCACUAAUGAUACAUGUUUUUUUUUACUCUUAUUGAUUUUGUGAUAAGUUAAAAUACGAUGGUUAUAAUAUGUUGUAUUGAAUAUUGUUGGCUGUACCAUAAAUCAAAGGAAUAUUUAAGGCUAACUAUUAAUACGAUUCGACUGCAUUUCGCCAUGUAUAAAAAAUACAAACUUCAUCCGAGAUAAAAAAUUUUUUCUUAACAUAAUGUGUACAUUGUUACACUCGGUAUUUAAAGUUUCGUCUGUUUUAAUUUCCCAAAAAGCAAAGCAUAUGUUGAUACCAAAAAACAAUUAUAAUGCUAUAGAAAUUGAUACACUGAAUCAAGUGCAGAAAUCUCAAAUCGAUUAGCACAAUUUUUUUCAAAGGCAAGGAAAAACAUCAAAGUUGUGUCUCAAUGACGCACAUAGUAGCUUUAAUCAAUACAGCUAUUCUACAUAAUGAAUAAUUUGUUGUAAACAACAAGGAAUCAACUUGUUUGUAAUUCAUUUGUGAAGUUUAUGUUAUUAAAUUUUUAUAUAUUAUAUUGUUGUUACAUAAUUAAUUCACCAAAUUUUAUUCUGCUUUAUAUAUAUUUUUUGUUUCUUCAUAAGGCACACUAUUUUAGGAAAGAUUCUUGGUUGGGUAAUGAAAGUGAAAUUCAAAUUGUAAAAAUGUAAAAAUUGCCAUAAAUUUUUCCAUUUUAAAUUUAUUUUUAGCGCUUUAAGGACGAUAAUCUGUUGCUAAUUUUAGAAAUAUCAGAAUUUGAUUAAUAUCUAUCGGUUUUAAAUAUUUUUUAACUAUUGAUAUUACAAAAACGACAGUAGAAUCUUUCCUUUUUAGUGAACUUAUUCGAUUACCAAACUGAACUGGUCUGCGAUUCAAUAGGCUGUGCUUAUUUGUAUAAUUUCUAUUAAGUUUCUGGUAUUGUUCUUUCUAAUGGAUUUAUAUCAUUGUAAUUUUAUUUUACCUUAAGAAUAAAUAAAAAUAAAACAAA
Molecule: messenger RNA, 6308 nt
Organism: Colias croceus (clouded yellow)
Lineage: Eukaryota; Metazoa; Arthropoda; Insecta; Lepidoptera; Pieridae
Gene: REPTOR
Product: protein CREBRF homolog
Exons: 6
Coding region: 494-2071 (525 amino acids)
Biological process (GO): response to unfolded protein; regulation of transcription by RNA polymerase II
Cellular component (GO): nucleus
Molecular function (GO): DNA-binding transcription factor activity, RNA polymerase II-specific; RNA polymerase II transcription regulatory region sequence-specific DNA binding
Source: RefSeq, a predicted model, not a curated record